Lotus japonicus is the source of this 2729-nucleotide messenger RNA. RefSeq lists its product as uncharacterized. The coding region runs from base 1554 to 2063 and encodes 169 amino acids. The record is from RefSeq and is a predicted model, not a curated record. The transcript has 5 exons. NCBI's taxonomy places the organism in Eukaryota, Viridiplantae, Streptophyta, Magnoliopsida, Fabales, Fabaceae.
GUCAUAUUAAUUAACCUAUGAACCAAAAUAAAAUCUAUUAACAUAUCUAACCCCAAUCUAAUUAACAAAAUCAAUUCCCCAAAAUUAACUUCAAUUCCCCCCAAAUUAACCUAAAUCCUAAAUUACCAUCAAACACUUCAAAAGAAAGAAAGAAAUCAUCAUCUUCGUUCUUCUUCUUCAGAAAAAGAAACAAAUCAUCACCUUUUCACUAAACCUCGUCAUUAAGCUUCCACACACUUUUUUGUCUCACGAAACAAAACUCUGAAACAAAUCCACCACCUACCAUUGCAGUUGCAGCUACCAACUCACUUUCAAUCCAAUCAACCCCACAAGUUCAAAGCUUUCAUCGAUUUCUUGACACCCAUUACCCCACAACCUCCAAAAACCAUGUCAGUCUCAUGUGGGGUGGAGUGCGUGUUCGUGCUCGGCUGCGCGCGGUGGCUCUGGAAGCGCUGCGCCUACAUCGGCUCCUACGACAGCACCACCUGGCCCUCGGCUACCGCCGUUGAAUUCGACCCGGUGUCGCGCGGCUGUUGUUUGGCCCUUCUUCUUUCCCUUUUUUUUUUUCUUUUUUGUUUCUGCUGUUUGUUUUACUGGUAGUCUGGGAUGUCUUCCCCACUAUCCUAUUGAGGUUCCAGAUCUAAUUGCAGGUGGGGGUGGGGUUGGGGUUCACAAAUCUUGUUGCAGGUGGGGGUUCGAUCUGGACGAAGAAACUUAGUGGAUUUGAUGCUGUUGUGGUGGUUGGUAUAAAGGGAAGAAAAUGGUUGCUGGGUUGUUGUGCUUGUUGGAGGUGGGGGUGGGUUUCUGGGUGGUGGUUGUUGGGUGGCUGGGUUUGUUGAAGGUGAAGAUGAAAGACUGAUUAAUUUGGUUUGAGUUUUAAAUGGAUGAUGAAGAUGAAUAUUUUAAUUAAGUUUUCAUUAAUUAAACUUUUUUUUUGUUAAUUUUAAUUGGAAAAAAAUAAAAAUCUAAAUCAGCUUCAUUAAUUAAUUUAUUUUCCUAUUGUGUAAUUUUUUAUUUUCCACAUAAGCAAAUUUAAUCUACUCAGCGAUCCAAAUCAGCGCUCGCCGGAGCUCCGGGCUCUGGCGAGGAUCCGCUUCAAAUAAUUUUUAAAGAUGAGGACCAUUUACAAUAAUUUUUCCGGUGAGAGACCUAGAUCAGACGGCGACACAAAGACAGAGACCAAUAUGAUGCUUAAUCCUAUUUGUAAUUCAAUUUUGGUUGUAUGCUCAACAGUUUCAUAUGGGUUAAGUGAAAAUAUAUUAUUUUAAUCAUAUGUGUGAAAAUGUUAUUUUAAACCUUAUUUCGAUGCUAUUUGAAGUGUCUCCUAAACUUCCUUGAAUGAAUAAUACAAUAGGGCCUUAUUGGUUAGUGAUAACAAACUAGUGAGAUAGCCUUAAACAUGUUCUUAAAGUAAAAUUGAGUAUUAAAAGGGAGUGAUAUAGUUUUGUAAUAAUUUUGAAUGUCAUAUAAAGUGGAAAAAGUCAGCUGCAACUGCAUCUGAGGCUCUCUGAGAGUCAGUCUUCAGUGCUUCUUCUUACCCAAGGAAUUCAACUAUGGCAGACACUACAGCACAGAAGAAACACUUUCGGAUAGCCAAGCUGAAACUUCCAACCUUGGCCGCAGAGAAUAUCAAAAGCCAGUUGCAGCAGCUAACCCAUGGAGAUAGUAGGCCAAUUCAUUUUGAUCUAGGAUUUGAAAUACGCAAGGCUCCAACAUUGCGGGCGGCUUUGCUUUCAAAUGAAUUUUUCAGAAACCUUGGAUCUUCUGGUACUCAACAGUUUAGCAUGCAACUUAAGAGACUUGGUUUCAUACCAGACAACCCUCUUAACAUGUUCACUGAAGUGUUUUCUGAAAUUAAACAAGGACCCAAUAAUAUUAAAUUCAAAGCUGCAUGUGAAAUACCAUCUCUUCCGGACAUAUAUUCAACUAAAGAAUCCAAAGCUGCCUGUGAUAUGCCAUUGCUUCCAAACAACAAUGUGAAGAUGCUCACGGAUGCUGCCUCCUACAAAAAUGGCCCUACAAGUGGGUUCAACAGCCUGUUCAAUAAUAUCAAGAGGAAAUAAGCAAGGAAGUGUCAAUACCGGAUCCUGAAGUUAUCAAUUAUGCUUGAAAAUGGGUGACUCCAUGGUCUUUAAUUGUUAUUUGUGCCAUGAUGAGACAGAUCUUCUCAAUUGCAAGAAAACUUGAUGUCAACUUGGAUCCUCUCAUGUGUAAAAAAACUUGAGAGUGUCAAGUUUCAUCAUCUCACCAUUAAUUUUAUUUUAUUUUAUUUUUCAUUUAUUAUCUACACAACACAAAAGUUAAUGGUGAGAUGGUAAAACUUGACACUCUCAAGUUUUUUUACACUUGAGAGGAUCCCGGCUCCAAGUUUCAUCAUCUCACUAUUUAGUUUUGUGUGUUUAAUAAUUAAAUAAAUAAAAGAUAAUUAAAUCAAUAGUUAGAUGGUGAAAAUGGCAUGAUCAAGUCUUUUAACAAUUGAGGGAAUCCUCAUUAUUAAUUUCUCUUAUUUCAUAAAGGAAAUAGUCAGUUAAGGAUAAUUCUAAGGGAUUCCUCUGGAAAAAAUAGAGAUGUCUCCUACGUUACCCGUACUAAGUGGAAGUAGCGACGUAAUUUCAUAGAGUCAUUCGGUCUGAAUGCUACAUGAAGAACAUAAGCCGGAUGAAGUAACAGAAAGACCUAGGGUGUAGAACAUCAUAACAUGAUUGAUUCAACAGAUUUGGAUUCAUAUA